AUGGGGCCUUUGCCGGGGUUCGCAGCUGCGCUGACCGCGGCGGCAUGCGCGGAUGCGGCUCCCCGCAGCAGCAGCACCGAAGCUAGCGCGCAGCAGUGCGCGCGCGACCAGGCGGAAGGCGACAGGAUCGCGGGUGCGCCGAGCACGCUAGAGACCGUUGCGAUCGCAGAAGCGCCAGUAGAGUCCGCAGCAGCAGCAGCAGCGGAAUUCGCAGUUAAUCAUACCGAAGGGGAGGCGCUCCGGGGUGUGGGGAUGGGCGCACAGGCGGACGCACGAUCGGCGGAAGGCGACGAGGCCGGUGCGGAGGAGCAGAGGAGCGCGCGCAAAGCGGGGGCGUGGCGCGGCGAGGUGCUGGAGGUGGCGGUGAGACGAGGCCUCGUGGAGCAAGUGCAACGCAAGCUAAGGAAGGCGGUGGAGUCGCCAUCGCAGCGAGCGGGCGUGCUGCGGCAGCUGUUCACGGACAUCGCGUUCGAGCUCGACGGCCACGCGCACGACGUGCUGCUGCGCGACCCCUCCGCCUCGCUCUCCUCCCUCUGCACCGCCGCGCACCCCGCGCUCGCGCCCGCCUUUUCCACCAACUCCGUGCUUGCGCCGCCCCCCGUGGCCGCCGCGACUCCGCCCGACCGCCUGCUGCUGCCGCAGGAGAAGCAGCAGCACGGGGCAGCGCAGGGGGAGAACCAGGGGAACAAGCCCUGGCAGCCGCAGCAGCAGGGGUUGGCGGCAGGGGGGGAGUGUGAGCGGGUGUGCUUCUACGAGGUGUUGGCGCAGCAUUACGCGGAGAGCGAGGCGUCCGUGGCGGCGCUGCUGCCGCUGUUCGCGCCCCUGUGGAGCUGCGUCUUCUCCUCACAGAUAUUCGCCCUGCUGCUCCACCGAUGGCUGUACAGCUCGCCAAAGCCGCAUUCAGAGGAGGUGCACCGAUACACACGUGCUUUCAUGACCGGCGUAGAAGGCAUCUUCUGGAUCGACUUGCAGAGCAAUGAGCAGCGCUUUCGCCCUCUCUUCAAUUUUGUGAUGGAGCGCAUUGUCAUGGACGAGCAACGCUUUGCCCUCGUGCCUCCCCUGUUUCAGAAGGACAUGUUUUGCACUGUGGCUCGCUGCUUCUUCCUCUACCAGUCAGGAGCACGUCUGCCGGCACUGCUAGCAGCAGCGUCACGGCAGGAGGCACUGCACGGGGCAACAGCGGACAUCUUUGUCACAGAGCUCACCAACCAGUUGCAGCGCAUCAAGGUGGAGCCAGUUCUCCUGCUCUUCCUGCACCGCUGCACUGCCCUCAAAGGUCUAGACCUGCGGUCAGCCACGGCCAUUCGCCUGCAGGUGGCGCUGCACUCCAUGGCAGUGCCGGGAGGGCCGCUCUUCCCCACGCGCCCCGUGCGCCGAGCUGCUCGUUCCGCCCUCGACACACUCUACCCUGUGGGGCGCAUGUUCCGGCACAUGAUAUCCUUCUCCUUCCGCAUACUGCACCCCCUCUACUGGCCCACGUCCCUCAUCCAAGGCACAUGCAACUGCCUGGCACUUGCAGCCACAGGAGAAAGGGCAGGGGCAGUGGCAGCGCAGUGUGAGACAACAGCAGAGACGAGUAUCAGCACAUGA
Molecule: messenger RNA, 1590 nt
Organism: Closterium sp. Yama58-4
Lineage: Eukaryota; Viridiplantae; Streptophyta; Zygnematophyceae; Desmidiales; Closteriaceae
Source: the annotation of a GenBank genome assembly